Aspergillus melleus is the source of this 954-nucleotide messenger RNA. Its product is annotated as transporter YIP1. NCBI's taxonomy places the organism in Eukaryota, Fungi, Ascomycota, Eurotiomycetes, Eurotiales, Aspergillaceae. The record is from RefSeq and is a predicted model, not a curated record. The transcript is spliced from 2 exons. Gene Ontology annotation, cellular component: trans-Golgi network. The coding region runs from base 1 to 954 and encodes 317 amino acids. Gene Ontology annotation, biological process: endoplasmic reticulum to Golgi vesicle-mediated transport; vesicle fusion with Golgi apparatus.
AUGGCCCAAUACUACCCGCAGCAACAGCCCUACGGUGCUCAGGCCUCCGCACAAAAUCUCCAGUUCUACCCUUCCUCGUACACCUCGGUCUCGGGCCAUACUACACCCUCUCAGGCAUCCUAUGGCGGCUUCAGUGCUGCCCCGAACCCAGGUGCGCCGGCUUACCCCAUGGGAGGAGUUGGCAGCGGCUAUGGCGGUUUUGGAUCUCCAGCCUCUGGAGUCAGUGGGAGGAUGGGCGAACAGAGUGGGCUGCGAACCGGCUGGCUGGCUGCUUUUGGGACGGAGGGUUAUGAUGGCGAGCCCCCGUUGUUGGAAGAAUUGGGGGUGAAUUUCGAACAUAUUCGAACAAAGACCUUGACUGUGCUUAAUCCUUUCGCCCGCAUCGAUCAGCACCUCAUGGACGACAGCGAUCUCUACGGCGCCCUCCUCUACAUCGUCCUUUACGGAACGUUUCUUCUUCUCUCGGGCAAGGUCUUCUACGGCUACAUCUACGGCGUGGCCGUCUUCGGGACCGUUGCUUUGCAUCUCAUCCUCAGCCUCAUGUCUCCGGCCCUCGACACAGUCCCCACACCCAACGCCGCGCACCCGACCAACUACGACCCCCAUCAUAAGCCCACCCUGUCCGACGCUUCAGCUGCCGGUCACUUCUCCGCCACUCUUACCUUCCCUCGCUCCGCCAGUGUCCUGGGCUACUGCUUCUUGCCGCUGGUUCUGACCAGCUUGGUCGGAAUCCUCAUCCCUAUGGACACCAUGUUCGGGUACCUCUUAACGACAGCCGCCGUGGGCUGGUGUACCUUCAGCUCCUCGGGGAUGUUCUGCGCCGUUGCACGCAUGCGUGGGAUGAGGGGUCUCGUUGCAUAUCCGCUGGCGCUCUUCUACGUCGUUUUUGGUAUCAUGGGCAUCUUUUCUUCACGGGGGAGUGGCAAUCUGGCAGCCAAGACAGGCGCUGUUUAA